Messenger RNA from Carassius gibelio (silver crucian carp), 2662 nucleotides. Its product is annotated as protocadherin beta-16-like. The transcript has a single exon. The record is from RefSeq and is a predicted model, not a curated record. Gene Ontology annotation, molecular function: calcium ion binding. NCBI's taxonomy places the organism in Eukaryota, Metazoa, Chordata, Actinopteri, Cypriniformes, Cyprinidae. Gene Ontology annotation, cellular component: plasma membrane. Bases 829 to 2007 code for a protein of 392 amino acids. Gene Ontology annotation, biological process: homophilic cell-cell adhesion.
UUACUAUUUUUGUAUAGUAGGUGUAACUUUUUUGCUUCUUUUCUUUUUUUACCUCCUCUUUACAUUUUAUAGGAAUAUUUUUAACAGACUUUUAGAUAUUUUUCUUUUUCAAGAAAUUCAUACCCAUAUUUAUGAAAAGAGUAACGGUUUUAUGCUUUUGUUUGUUAUUAUUGUUGUUGUUAUUCAACAUCUCUAAGCAAGUUGUAAAUAAGCAGUCAGCGUUCUCAAAUGAAUGAUGCAGUCGUUUCGCUGUCCAAGGUGCUGAAUCAAUAUCUGUUGCCUUCGUUUCAUCUUUCUUCUCAGCAAGCAUGUGCUCUGGCAUACCAAAUGCUAUUUAAUAAUAAUAUGCUGAUGUCCUGUAGUGUAAAAUUUGUAUUGUUGAAUUCGCAUUGCUUUUGCCUGGCAAUAGAUAAUUUUGUCCGUUUGAUUAAAUACUGGACUUUUUAAUCAUUCUCAAACUAACACGUUGUGAUUGUUGAACAGAUUUUGUUACAGUUACAUAUAUUGACAAAUUUAGAUUUUUUUUUCAUUAUAAAACAAAUAGAAAUUCAGGUUUUAAUUUUGUGUUUUUAUUAUUCUAUCUCGCUGCGUAUAUAUCUUUUGAGUAUCUGCAUUUUAUAUAUAAAUUAGGUGUAUUUCUGCAGUAGCUCAAAUUGGUCUCAGAGUGCCGCUAUUUGUUAGGGAGAUGCGACUGAGUGCGCAUUAUUCCAGUAAUACCGCCCUCUCAAACUACGUUUAAGGAGGAGGAGGCUGAGGAGCCUGCAUAAUGCACAUGCGGGGACAUAACACAGAAGACGUCGACGCUAUAAUAUAAUCACCUAUGGAUCCAUGUUUAGACGUUGUCUUAGAAAUUAUCCAAUAGAUUUAGAUUUAUUCCUUUUGGAAUCUGGAGAUACUGAGACUCUGAACUGGAUACACCGUGACUUCGUUUAUUUGCACUUAAGAAAAAUGUCGGAGAGAACAAUGGCGCGGCAAGUACUGCUGUUUAUUUGGUUUGUCUCUCUCAGUUCGGCUCUCGGGCAGGUCAGUUACUCCAUUCCUGAGGAAAUGGCCAAAGGCUCUUUAGUCGGGAACAUAGCGCAGGAUUUGGGUUUAGAUUUAAGGAGACUGAAAUCGGGUAAAGCGCGUAUUUAUACAGGAGACAGCUCUGAAUACAUCGAGCUGAAUAAAGAAAGAGGAGUCCUCCUUAUCAAAGAGAGAAUAGAUCGAGAGGCGCUAUGCGGACAGACAACGCCUUGCGCGCUACAUUUACAGAUUAUUCUCGACAAUCCUAUGGAACUGUUUAGGGUAACUGUCGAAAUUACAGACAUAAAUGACAAUUCUCCUGUUUUUAAAAGAGAUGAGAGACGAUUUGAGAUAAGCGAAUCAGCAAUUGUAGGAUCAAAAUUCAUGCUGGAGAAAGCGAUGGAUGCAGACAUUGGUGCAAAUGACCUACAAAGCUAUUUUCUACAACCUACUGAUCAUUUUAAUUUAAAACUUCAUGGUCAGAGUGAUGGGAGUAAAAAGGUGGAAAUGAUUCUACAAAAGCCUUUAGACAGAGAAAAACAAGAAAACAUGUCUCUGAUAUUAACUGCAAUGGAUGGCGGAGAACCUCCGAAAUCAGGAACUGUUCAGAUUCAUGUCACAGUGCUUGAUAUAAACGAUAAUGCUCCAGUUUUUACUAAGCCUAUAUAUAAAGCGAUAAUUACAGAAAACUCCCAGAGUGGCACGCCACUCAUCACUGUUAGUGCUUCUGAUUCAGAUAAAGGGACAAAUGGAGAUGUCAGUUAUUUAAUUGCAAACAGUGACGGUGUAUCUGACAUUUUUCAUAUUGAUGAAAAUGGAUUGGUGACGUUAGUCGGAAAAAUUGACUUUGAAACAUCUAAACAUUACCAAAUUGAUAUAGAAGCAGUAGAUAAUGGCGGACUGUCUGAUUCUACACUCAAAAAAAUGACUCUUUGGCUGAACAUGAUUCUUUCAUGGACAGUGGUUCCACAUGUUUGUACCAUGUUAUUUGGACAAGAAUAAAUCAAGUUAUAAGGACAUGUCUACUUUUAGUUGAGUUUACUCAGUUUGCUUUAGUUCAUCCUUCAUGAAAUAUCUGAGUAGAGAUAAUAUGUUUACAUCAUGUAGAACCAUUGUCCAUGCAAGUUUAGCCAAAGAGUUAUAAAAACAUUAGCAAGUAAGAUAUAACUUUUCUUUACACAUGAUGUUAGCUGUUUGCAGUUUAAGGAUGUUACUAUGUGUACAUCAUACACUAGCACUCUCAUUAAAGUUGCUUUUUUAAAAUUAAGUAUUUUAGACUUUCUUUUAACCAGGUCCUCAACCCAACCACAAGCUCCACACUUCACCACAAUGGUAACUCGCACCAAAUACACCAAUAUAAAGUCUUUUAAAAUGGCAACAUAAUAGAGCAUUAGACAUGAAAAAGUCUCCUUAUUAUCACAUUUUACUAAAAACUGCAUAAAAUAACACUUUAUUUCAACAUUUUCUCUCCCCAUAUCCAGUCCUGUGCAAAGCAUGAUGGGAAGCGUAAAACUUAUUUUGAAGUACUUGAUUGAAACAUGUUCUUUCAAAAUGAAAACUUUAUGUUAAACCAACGAGUGACAGUUUUAAGUCAGUUUAACAUGACACAAUCAUGUUGAAAUGAAAAAUAGCCAAAAUGGCAUUAAUUCAACAUGAA